AUGUCCAAGGCUCCUCAAGCCCGCACAAUUAUACUCGCUGCUGGUGUCGCCGCUACCACUGUCACUGGAGCCUGGUAUGGUGCGGGAUUAAAGAUGAAGAAGGAUAUGAAACAGGAAGCCAAAGUUAGAGCAGAAGUCACACCCGCGGACAUGAUCGCCUAUCUGGAACAAACAAGAUCAGGACUCGUGGCCAAGAAGAUUGGGCUGGAAAAUAAGAUUUCGCAGUUAGAGGCAAGGGUGGCUAGAGUGGGAGGCGCCGAGGUCGAUGAUGGAGCGAAGGGGAGACGGUUUUGA
Molecule: messenger RNA, 294 nt
Organism: Letharia columbiana
Lineage: Eukaryota; Fungi; Ascomycota; Lecanoromycetes; Lecanorales; Parmeliaceae
Exons: 2
Coding region: 1-294 (97 amino acids)
Source: RefSeq, a predicted model, not a curated record